Saccostrea cuccullata (small rock oyster) is the source of this 4640-nucleotide messenger RNA. Its product is annotated as nuclear receptor ROR-alpha B-like. Gene Ontology annotation, molecular function: zinc ion binding; nuclear receptor activity; RNA polymerase II cis-regulatory region sequence-specific DNA binding. The transcript has 8 exons. The record is from RefSeq and is a predicted model, not a curated record. NCBI's taxonomy places the organism in Eukaryota, Metazoa, Mollusca, Bivalvia, Ostreida, Ostreidae. Gene Ontology annotation, cellular component: nucleus. The coding region runs from base 151 to 1701 and encodes 516 amino acids. Gene Ontology annotation, biological process: hormone-mediated signaling pathway; negative regulation of transcription by RNA polymerase II; positive regulation of transcription by RNA polymerase II.
AAGUUUACAAAGUCAAGGCCUUACAGUGAGUACCGUCGUUCUACAGCCAGCAACAAGAUAAAUUUAUAAGACAUUCUUAUUCGUCUAUGGUAAAAUGUAUGCAGAUCUCAUAAGUGACAAAGUCAUAAUUCACAUGCCAUUCAAUUGACAAUGGAGGAAACUUCAACAGAGACAAUAAUCUUGCCAAUACAGCCUUCUGAAGCAGAAACUGUACACUCUAAUGUUGACCAGUCAGGUGACUUCUCCCAGCAGUCUGCAGGUAAAACUCAGUACCAUGUACAGGAACAGGAUGUUAGCCAGAGUUCCGACAAUCCAGAACCAGCGAAACAGAAACGGAAAAAGAGAGAAAAGUACAUUCCUGAUGCCGUUCCACUGGAAUUACCUCCCUGUAAAAUAUGUGGUAAAAAGGCUUCUGGUAAUCACUAUGGGGUCAUCAGCUGUGAAGCUUGUAAAGGAUUUUUUCGAAGAUACCUACAGAGAAAAAUUCCUUACAAAUGUAAUAAAGGGGGUAAAUGCCUUGAGAAUUCCACAAGCAAAAAAACUAUUCUUUGUUCAGCUUGUCGAAUGCAGAAGUGCUUGGAUUGUGGAAUGUGCAGAGAAGGAAUUCGUCAAGGCAGGUACACUGCUUCAGAGAGGGCACAUGCUAUCGAGGAAAUUAAACGCUUCAAACAGCAGAAUAAUAAUUCCUCAUCACAAGACAUCCAUACACAGAGUUCAGAUCAGGCCUUAAAUCUCAGUAGCAGCAGUGAAUGUCUUGAUUUAUCUUUACCCAAACAAGGGGAAACAGUGAGUGCUUCACAUGCAGAGACUGCUGGAAUAAAUAAGGUGUUGUCUAACAGUUUAGGAAAGGAAGCUGGCUCAAAUGAAAGUUUUGAAGUAGGGAAAAUCAACACUGAGAUGGACAUUCUGAUAGAAAAUAUUGUGAAGGGAUAUCAUGAACUCAAUCCACAUAUCAUGAAGCUGACUGAUGAAGAGGCCAUCCAAAUUAUGAAAGAGGGCUAUAAAAAACAUACAGAAAAAGAGGAAAUGUUUGGCAAAAUGGACCCUCUUCCUGCCAGAGUGUACAGUGAAAUAUACAAAAACACUCAGAUGGAUAUUGAUGGAAGAAUGGAGAUUUUUCAGGUAAUCAAAGAAGAACUGGCAACUCUAAUCCAAGAAUAUGUUCGUUAUACCCAUGGUAUCCCUGGGUUCUCCAAUCUACCACCAACAGACCAAGCCAGGCUUCUGAAAGCUGCAAGACUGGAGUUUUUCUUCAUUCUGUGCUACAGAAGUUUCGAUUCCGAGACCAAAAUGGUAAUGACCUAUAAAGGUCACGUAUAUCCCAUCAGACAGUACUAUCCCUACAUCACAGAGGAGAUGGCAGUUAAAUGGCUGAACAUUUCUAAUGAUGUUAGAAGUCUCCAUCUGACCACACAGGAGCAUGCUGUUAUUUUAGCUAUAUGUCUGACAUUUACAGACAGGUGUGAACUCGAUGCCAGAGACCAGGUGGAGAAGAUCCAGAUGCUUUUCAUUGAGGCAAUCCAAUACUUACUUAAGAAGAGGGUUAAAGAUGAGGGUGGAGUACAUUUCUCUAAAAUAAUGAAUGUGUUUUUGAAGUUGAGGGAGAUGAAUGAGGAGUUUCUCACAUUUUAUAAGAAGAUGUGUGAGGAUCCAAUGAUUCAGAAGUACAUGCCAGAACUACUUCAUUUCCUGAUAGAGUGAUUUUACUGCUCAAUACACCCACUUAUAGACAUACUUAUCAGUUUAAUGGCACAUGGACACAGAUUCUACUUAAUUUUUUUAGCCAAGUUUAAUGUUUACAGGGGUGUGAAUUACCAUCACUCGAUGCUCUAGGUUACCUAUUUUAGAGGUUGGGCUAUCAUAAAUCUAUACUAUGUUAGCCUGUUGGGCUAGUAAAUCUAAAAUGAAAUUAUAUACUAUGUAUUAACGUAGACUGAAUUGAUGUAUGGAUUAACUUUGUUGUAAAAUCAUGUGUGUUACUAUUGCCAGUCGUUUCAGUGACAAUUAUAGUCGAUAAAAAUAUAAAGAAGUACCUGACUAUAACAAAUUGCAAACCAUUUGAUUUAUUUAUUUUGACUUUAAUGUUUUUUACCUUUAUAUUAUACAUGUAUUGUUUCUGGUAGUUAAUGGGCUAGUGACUUGCAACCUUAGGCUAGUAACUUUGGUACUGCCUCUGCCUGGCCUGACGGGCUGGUAACUCAUUUUUGUAAUUGCACACCCCUGUGUUUACAAUCCCUAAACAAGGCAAUUCUAAUGAUCAGCAAAAAUUUGAACAUCAUUUGUUGAUUUAGGAGAUACAGAACUUUGAAUUCUUCUUAAUAUAAACAGAGAUUGUGCCUUGUUUUUGUUUACAUAUAAAAAUAUAACAUUUUACUUAAAUGUUAUACUAGAUCCUUAAAAAUCUUAACUAGAUCCAGCAAAUCACUAUAAACUGUCUAAUUGUAUUUAGAAUUAACUUCUUUAUUGAAAAAAUAUGCUUUGAACAAACAUAAAUUAUUAUCUAACCUAUGUAAACAAAAACAUGGUGCGAGCCUUGUUUACAUAACAAAGGUUUGGAGCUCUAAACCUGUCUUUUAUCUCGAUGACAGAAAUUCAAUUUUUUUAGAAUCAUUAAAAAUACCCUAGUUAAAUAGUUUUAAAGAGAUAAAAAUGGAAAAAGAAUUUGAAAUUUUUUAGCUGCAAUUUUGUCCAUGUCCCUUUAAGACCUACAGUGGAUCAAAGAAAUCCAAAAUCCAUGUAUUUCUUAUUUGUGGAUUGAACAUGAAUUGUGAUUAAGAUUAGUUUUAAUUAAUUUUAAAAAACAACAACUCUAUUGAAAAAGGAUGUAUUUGACUAAAUGUGUAUGUAUAAGGGUUUUUUAAAGAAAUUUAUAGACUGAUGCUAUGAAAUUAAUACUUUGUAUUAAAGUUGUGAAUUUAUAAGAAACAUAAAAAAUAUAUUGAUUCAGAUUAGUACUGUAUUUGCAUAUAAACCAAAUAUUAAUUUUUUAACAGUUAACAUUCCAUUUGUCAUCAGUGAUUUAGCACAUUCUUUGCUGAGUGAUUUUUUUUUCUAUUCUUAAAAGAAUCGAUUGUUUUCAUAAAAUAUAUAACAAUUUUAUUUAUUUUGUGCACUUUUUUAUGAAUUUAUUUCUCAUGGACUCAAGGGUGUGUAUCAUUACCGCUACAUUGUCAUAACUGCUACAUGCACAUAACUGCUACAUGCACAUUACCGCUACAUGCAUAUUACCGCUACAUCCACAUUACCUUUACAUGCACAUUACUGGUACUGACCUUGACCUUUCCUUUGAUCUUGACAUCACUUUUCUUGAAUAAGUGCUUUGCUCAUAUUUAAAGAUACAAUUCAAGAUAAUGUUAUCAAACUUCAUAAGCUGAUACAUACUGAAGAGAGCUAUUCAACUGCAUCAACAUUUUUGACCUCGACCUUUCCUUUGACCUUGACCACACUUUUAAAUUAAUGUUAAGCUCAGUUUUAAAAGAAAUCAUUCAAGAUAUUUUAUCAAACUUCAUAAUUAUGUUGAUACAAAUUGAUGAGAUAUUUAACUGCAUCAACUUUUUUGACUUUGACCAUUCCUUUGACCUUUCUUUUCUUAAAUUAGUGUCAAACAUCAUAUGCCAAUACAUAUUGAUGUAAGCAAUUCAACUGCAUCAACAUUUUUUAACUUGAUCUUCAGUUGACCUUGACCUCACUUUUAUCAAAUUGCGUUUAAGUCAGUUUUGAAUAAACCAUUCAUAAUAUUUUUUCAACUUCAUAUGCUGAUACAUACUGAUGAGAGCUUUUCAACUGCAUUAACAUUUUUUGACCAUUGCAUUUCCUCUGACCUUGACCUCACUUUAAAGAAAUUAGUGUCAAACUUCAUAUGUUGAUACAUACUGAUGUAAGCAAUUCAACUGCAUCACUAUUCAAGACAUUCUGAUCAAUUUUCAUACACUAAUACAAAAUUUCAUGUUGCAUUACUAAUUAACCCUCGGGGGGAAGGCUUUCAUGUCUUAUGGACAUAUUUCUAGUUUUGGGCAGAUAUACCUAUUGAUAAAAUGGAGUGGUAAUGAUCGCCUGAAAAUAUUAUACAUUUUUUGCAUGAUAGUGAGGGAAAUAUGAAGACUUAUUCAGCCAAGAAAAAUCAGAAAAUAUGAAGUUUUACGGCCCGAUCAUGUGAUAACUUAGAACCAAUCAAAUAAUACGUUGUUUAGAAUAUUUAUAAUUAGGUAUAAUAAUAUAAAAUGUAGUGGUAAUGAGUUAAAUUUUUGCAAUGUAGUGGUAAUGAUGACCUCCCAGACCUAAAAGUCUUUGUACAUGUAUAAUUAUGACAAUUUGGUUACAAAGAUAACAUUUUACACAUUUUAUUUUGCUGACUUUUAAUGUUGUUGCCCCCAAAGUGUUUCUUCAAAGAAAGAGAAAUUGUACUUUGGCAAGCAUUGUAGUAUUUUGUUUUCAUGUACUUUUUUCUUCAAUUUUGUUUAAUGAUACAGCUUUAUUUGUUAAUUUUAUAUAAAAUUUAUAAAAUUGAUUUCUGGACAGUAUAGAGAGUAUAUAUCUUUUUGACAAUCAAUAUCAGUUUGUAUUUUAACUGGAUAUCAGUAUUAUGCAAGUUCUACUUGAAAUAUGAAUCAGACUCAUAUCAAUACAUAUUUGCAGCAUAA